Messenger RNA from Dunckerocampus dactyliophorus (ringed pipefish), 3920 nucleotides. It is a transcript of the gene asb4, whose product is annotated as ankyrin repeat and SOCS box containing 4. Lineage: Eukaryota; Metazoa; Chordata; Actinopteri; Syngnathiformes; Syngnathidae. The transcript is spliced from 6 exons. Gene Ontology annotation, molecular function: protein binding. Bases 73 to 1476 code for a protein of 467 amino acids. The record is from RefSeq and is a predicted model, not a curated record. Gene Ontology annotation, biological process: intracellular signal transduction.
GUCCUUAGUCUUUUUUGUUGUUUUACAUCAUAUAGUCCUCAAAAUUGUGGCUGAUGGCUUCCAGUGCGGGUAAUGCUUGAAUCUUUCAUCAUCGUUCUUUGCACGUGCAUUUCCAACCUCCUUCAUGCAGUGAGGAGAGUAUUUGUGGCUGAGUUAGCUGGUGUAGCUAAUGUAGGCCAACGGCCCUCUUGUCAAGAGGUGUUCAUGGAGGAUUUGAGCUCGAAACAAGUGGCUGUCAAACAGCUGAAGCAGCAGUACUUGGAGGCCUUGCAGGCCAACGAUGCCCAGGAGGUCCUCCGGAUCCUGCACACGAGCAAGCUUGACAUUGACACUGUGCUGGAGGUGGAUGACCCCAGCAUGGUCCUGGCUUCUUACAAACAAGGGUACUGGUUGCCAGGGUACAAACUGGAAAAAUCCUGGGCGAUGGGUCUUCAUGUUUGCGUGAUGUACAACGCUGUGGAAACUGCACUGGUGCUCCUUCAGGAAGGUGCUGCCAUCAACCGCAUGCCCAACGGGAAGACGCCAUUGCACGUGGCCUGCGAAGUGUCCAGUGCCGACUGUGUGGCUCUGCUCUUAGCCCACGGCGCAAAGGUCAACAGUCUGUCACUGAGCGGACACACACCACUGCACUACUGCAUCACCAAAGAGUCAGUGGAAUGUGCCAAGUUGCUCAUCCUGAAAGGUGCCGAAGUUAAUGCCCCCAGCCACAACAAUGAAGAGGACACACCAUUACACACUGCAGCCAGAUUUGGAGUCCCAGAGCUAGUGGCCCUCUAUUUAGCCCACGGAGCAUCUGUAGAUGGACUCAAUUCUUUCCAAGAGAGCGCCCUGAUGACCGCUGCCUUUUGGUCAUUUGACCCCAAAGAACAAACCUACAGCCAAGAUCACCAUCUUGUCGCCCGCCUCCUGUUGGACCACAAAGCAGAUGCCAACCUUCAAGAGGAGGACCAUAAAACUGCUCUUCACAAGGCAGCCUGGAACUGCGAUCAUAUCUUGAUGCAGAUGUUGCUAGAAGCCGGAGCAGAUACACGAGCCAUGGACAUCAACGGCUGCUCUCCCAUUCAGUAUCUCAUCAAAGUGACUGAUGUCAGGCACACGGCCCUACCUGAAAUCUGCUAUCAGCUGCUGCUCAACUACAAUGCAGCUAGGAUCUAUCCACCACAGUUCCACAAGGUGUUGCAGUCCUGCCACGACUACCCCAAAGUUGUCGAGAUCAUGGUCAACUGUUAUGGACGUUUGAAGCCCACAAGAAAGUGGAGAACUGCCAUUCCUGAUGACUGCUAUAAGCGACAUAAGGAAUUCUACGACUCUUUGUACGCCGUUUGUACUAACACCCCUCGCAGCUUGCUGCACCUGACCAGAUGUGCCAUAAGAGGCAGUAUAGGUGGCUCCUGCGAAAGAGGUGUAGCCAAUCUCCCAUUACCGUCCAGCAUGAAGAGCUAUUUGUUGUUGAAACCUGAGGGCAUACUGUACUGAUUCCUGGGCAAAAGAGGGUUUCAACUGAGAACAUUCAAUACCAGCUGGGAGGAUGACAAGUCAAUUCCCAACAUGUUACUUUCUCUGAAUCUAAAAUCCUGCUUGCUGCUCCAGCGUAGCUAAAUCUACCUGGCAACCAGUCUUGAUGCUCUCAAAAUGUCCUACAGAUGUUUGCUAGAACAAACACUUGACAAGCUUCCCAACAAGUGGACUGCACUCAUAUGUAUGUUGAAAAACUACUUUCCACUCUGGCCCCUACACUCCUAUUUUCACUAAAAAAUGUACCAAAUAUUUUUAAAGAGGAUGGCUAGAAUACUUGGAAAAGUCUCAAGAUACUUGAAUAUGACUUGUAACAUUGGUCGAAGAAAACCAUGCUAUAACGGUGUGAGCAUUUACUAAAUCUCGGUGUUCAAUUCAAUUUAUUAUGGAGAGAUAAUACCAGUGGAUUGCAUAGUUGGAAGUAGAGGUGUCACAAGACACUCAGCUCACGAGACAGGGCGAUACAUGAGAUUGGGUCUACAAGACUGAGAUGAGACGAGAUUUUAACAUUACUUUAGUGAAAAGUACAAGGAAAAAAUAUUAAAAGUAUAUGACGAUAUAUUGCAGUCUACUUAUUUAAUUUCGUAUGUUACUUUGCACUGCUCCUCAAGAGGUUACACUGUUCUGCACAGUGUGUGGAUGCCACCGAGACAAAGAGAAUGUAUGACUGACAAAAGGGCUCACGCCGUUCAUACUGUUGUUCUAUGGAAUGCAUAGAGUGAACUCUCUUCCUGCCUGUUUUGAGGCGAGAGACGAGAAAAACAGACACGCAUGCGCAUGACUCGCCAGUUGCUAGAAACAAUGUUACAAAUCUAAUGCAUCUACAAGCAAUAGAGCAAAGGAGAGCGCCACGAAAAGUGACAACAAACAGCAGAAAAGGCUAAUGUAGGCUGCUCCUUGCAAAACACACACCCUUGCGCCAAAUUUUCAUGAAACUUGGGUGCUUCGGUUAAAACCUUGGUAUUCCAUCAAUUAUAAUGUGCUUUAACAUUUGGGCUGAACAAACUUUUCUUUGAAAAGAACUUAGUAAGCAUUUGGCAGCCUGCUUUUAGCUUUCUUUUCCUCUCGUGUCUCCUUUCUCUUCUGGCAGCCUGAUUUUUUUCUUUGCGGGGGGACAUGAUGUUGCGUCGCUCAGAGCACUGUGUACAAAUGAGUCGCUACAUCCAUCCUUUUUAUAUGGUCCCUUGCCUUGGCUUUUGUAUACGGUCUAGGUUUUUGUACAAUAUUGCACGUCACAAACUGGUCUGUUUGACCGGUACUGUAUCGUACAAAAUGUUCCCUGACUCACUGCAUUUUUUAGUGGAGUGUGACUGCUAAAUAACACACCAUGGGGCCAAAUAAAGUUGAGGUUGACAGAAAUUUCAUAAAGAAAGUGAGAACCACUACUGAAUUCGACCUCGCCAGGGUGUCUGCAUCAACAAUAACUUCCAUUCUUUUAUCAUUUAUGAUUAUUUUGAUUUGUUUUCCUUGAUGUAUAUCUAUAAUUACUAUACAUGACAAAAGAAUGGAACUUAUUGUUGAUGCAGACUUAUUUUUAUGUGUUUUCCUUGAUGUAAAUCUAUAAUUAUUCUAUAUAUAAUGUAUUUUCUGUUCAUAUUUUUGGGUGUCAUAUUAUGUUUACGUUAUUGCAUUUCAUCAAAGCUUUUGAAAGGAACCAAUGAGGUACCUGUACCAAAACUCCUCCCAGAUGUAAAAGAACAUGUAAAAGAAAAAACAUCUUCAAAACGGUACUAGUGCACCCCCUGUGCUUGUGGUGGGGCCCUUGGGGCAAUUUCUGUAUGCUGACAUACUUGUGGUCUAGACUACAGCAGACAGAACAUUAUCUGGGUGGCGCUAUUAUGCAAAUAAUUGAUGUGAACAUAACCAGGUUGGGUCAUCAGGGCACACUAAUGAAGGGGGCAAACAGAGCCAGUGGACUGUGUCUGCUGCAUGUUCCCUAAUACACACUGUGAUGGCAUGUAGCUCUAUUAAAUGUUUGUUUUAUCUUGUAACCAAACUGUGUACAAAUCUGCUGAAGGAAAGAACAACGCUUUGGAGCAGUGGUGUAUUUUUUUUUUUGUGGUAUUUUCUGAGGUUUGCUAUUUUAUUUUUUGGGGUUAGUGUUGAACCAUAUCAUGAUGGGAAUGACAAUACUACAAUGUGAAAUGGAAACCUUUAGUUAAGAGGAAAUGUACGUAAAUGACAUGAAAUUAAUACAGGGAUCAACUUGACAAAUGGUUGAGAGGUAAAACAGUAUGAAUAGUGUGUGGGGAUGCUUUAAAGAUAUUAAAGGCAAUAUCUAAUAGAGCCAUACAGCUUGCAUAAUAUGUAAAGUGAUGUUCGUCAGCAUACAGUAUAUGCAGGUUAGUUCCAAAGGUCAUUUGUUAUUACAUAGCACCUUCUUCUCGCUACAGCAAGAAAGUGUU